UCCCACAAUCGGAGCAAGUAUGACUGAUCUUGCUGUCCUGCCACCGACGUCGCGCCAUCUACCAACCUUGCUUUCUGGUCAGGCAUAUCCUUACGGCGUUGACGAGAGAUAUAAUCGCGACUUCUAUGGAUACGACUUUGAGAGCCGACGUGGUCGUAGUGAGCAUAUCCGGAUGUAAGAUUUUCUGCUAUGAUACACAAACUUGUUCUAACCAUACUUUAACCAGAACUAACCUUCAAGCGGCUGAGGUCAAUGGUCGCAUAUCCAGAUACACACCGAAUGCACAACUACACCCAAUGCUGACCAUGGAUGGGGGUCUACCCACCCUCUUCCGCGAGCCUCUCCGUCUCGAGCAGCUCAAAUGCAUGAGCAACGGAGAGCUCGACCAGAUUAUGAUGGCCUACGACCUCGGUACGAACCGUAGACGGUACUACCGGGGCUACCUUCGCGAUCGAUACGACGACGACGACAUGUUCUACGGUGUCCAAGGCGAGCGUAUCCGCAAUCUGAUCGCUCUGCUCGAAUACCUUGGCGCAUGGCAACUCGUUGACCAAAUCCGCCGCGUACGGUGACCUUGCCUUCCAGUCUCGCGGCACCAAGCGAUGCGGACGAUGGACCUACCAUCUCUUCUUUCGAACGACAGUAAGACUCGGGCCAAACAGGCGCGAUAUCUUUUCCUGGACCGGUUUGCCGAAUGCGGAAGGCGCUAGCGACGGCCGCACCUUGAGAUUGGCCGAACCGCAGGAGCUUGUCAUCAGGCGUACGUUCGAAGUGUCGUAUCUAUAUCUUCUACUAAAGACAGUCCUCUCUAUACACGUAACGGUUGUCUACACGGAUGUAGUAGCUAUGUAUCUCAACGUUUCUUCACGGAUU
Messenger RNA from Baudoinia panamericana UAMH 10762, 873 nucleotides. RefSeq lists its product as uncharacterized. Bases 126 to 572 code for a protein of 148 amino acids. The record is from RefSeq and is a predicted model, not a curated record. The transcript has a single exon. NCBI's taxonomy places the organism in Eukaryota, Fungi, Ascomycota, Dothideomycetes, Mycosphaerellales, Teratosphaeriaceae.